AUGGGGCUGACUCAUAUUAUAUCGCCUUUAUUUCCAGUCCACCGUAAUUACCUUUUUGUCCUCAAUUUUUGUCUUGCAGGUCGCCGGGCAGCUAACUUCAACCACAAUACCUACAGUGCACAGAUCUCAAAGGCGUGUCUUUCGAACACUCCUGUCUCCCUCCCCUGUUCCCCCAUCUCUGGAGACUAUGUCCUCCUGUACUGGCAGCACCCUGACAAGCGGAAAGAGAUAGAGCUCAUCUUUUCCUACGACCGCUGGAGGCGAAGAGUCCGGAACGUCACCAAAUCCAACCUCAGGGUCUCGCUCUGUGACUCGGCCAGGCAGGGCACGUUUGGCUUCGUGCUGACACCUCGGCCCGAGCACGGGGGCGUGUUCAUCUGCGAGGUCUUCCAGGAUGACAACGUCUACAGCCAGAGCCUGAGGCUCAGUGUGCUGCAUGUUGCGGCACAAACCCGCCUCUCGGUAGCAUAUCUCACCUGCCGGUACUCGGAGCGCCCGCAGGUGCGAGUGGUCACCUGGACUCACCAGUACGCCAACCCCUCGCUGAAGUGGUACUCCAAAAUGCCGGGUGUCAUCACUACUGAGGUCCAGUUACCACCCCGACCUGAGACCGCUGGCAAUUACACCUGCACUCUGGAGCUGAACAACGGGGAGAAGAUCGACACUGUGCACGUGGUGAGGCUGCCCAGUGAUGAAUCACCCACUCCAUCCUCUUCUCCUUCUUUGCCUUCUUCCCAUUCUUCUCCUUUCCCCUAUCUCUCUAUCCUGGGGGUCCUGCUUCCGGUGGUCGCCGUGGCUAUUGGCGUGUUGCUAUGGAAACUCAGAGCACACAAAGCUUGCCCCGGUAUCGAGCAAUCAUUGUCUCACCACUCAGGAGAGGUGGAAAAUAUUUAUGAAAACCCUGAAGAUCUGAGGCAGGCACAGAGCUCGAUCUACAUGGACCUGAAGCCCACCAGCCAGGAUGAUGUGUACAAGGAGCUGGACAGAUAUGAACACCGUCCAUACUGACGCCUGACACAUCGCCAUUGUUGUCGCAGCCCUUCUGCAAACACAGAGAACUUCUGUGUUUCCGGAGCCAAAGUACAUUUCGCUGUGUGGCUUGUGGGAUGUCGCAGGGGCUCGCUGGGUACCGCUGUGGCCUCACACCUCCAGAAUACCGGGUUCGAGUUGUAGUUCAUGUUUUUUUGCCCCUACAGUCCCAAAGACCUUUAGAUCGCUAUCUCUAAAUUUCAUUCUUUGCCUGUUUAUUUGUGCCACAUCGCAUCCAGGAUGCUUCCUGGGAUAGGCUCCAGGAUGGAGGGAUAGAUAGGGGGAUGGAUGGAUGAACAUAUUUUCACUUGUAUAUUUACAUAUACAAGUAUUUUUAGAUUCUGAAUUAUGCAAAGUUGUAUUGGGUUUAAAAGCAUAAAAGCCGGUCUGUGCUCCUAAAACAGCCACUGGGUCUGUUAUUCAGAAACCAGGUUUUUCUCACUUCCUGUAAUUGAGCUCUUUCUCACCAUCUCAUGUGACACUGCUUCGUACGUUCUCUGCAAAUUAAGUUUCAUAAGAAAUAUAUAUUUUUUUGCUUUGUAUUGUUUUCUGUUCAGUUAUCUUGUUUAUAUAUGAAAAAACAUUGUCUAUAGCACAUAAAAUUAUUAAAAUUAUAAAAUAACCUUUC
This is a messenger RNA of Brienomyrus brachyistius, 1657 nucleotides long. RefSeq lists its product as uncharacterized. The transcript is spliced from 9 exons. Gene Ontology annotation, cellular component: external side of plasma membrane; membrane raft. The coding region runs from base 1 to 1008 and encodes 335 amino acids. The record is from RefSeq and is a predicted model, not a curated record. NCBI's taxonomy places the organism in Eukaryota, Metazoa, Chordata, Actinopteri, Osteoglossiformes, Mormyridae. Gene Ontology annotation, molecular function: MHC class II protein binding; protein tyrosine kinase binding. Gene Ontology annotation, biological process: T cell activation; interleukin-15-mediated signaling pathway; positive regulation of ERK1 and ERK2 cascade.